Molecule: messenger RNA, 1087 nt
Organism: Salarias fasciatus (jewelled blenny)
Lineage: Eukaryota; Metazoa; Chordata; Actinopteri; Blenniiformes; Blenniidae
Product: rho-related GTP-binding protein RhoU-like
Exons: 4
Coding region: 59-1087 (342 amino acids)
Biological process (GO): small GTPase-mediated signal transduction
Molecular function (GO): GTPase activity; GTP binding
Source: RefSeq, a predicted model, not a curated record
GCUCGCGCGGAGUCUCCGGCAGAUCUGAGCCGCUUCUCCCGCGCGCCGCCACGCAGCCAUGCUCCCGCAGGACACCGCAGAGCAGCAGAAGUGUCGCCGCGUGUCGGACCCGGUGUGCGGGCCGGAGCUCGGCCCCGCGCCGCCGCCGCCGCCGCCCAGGCGCGCCAGGAACCGGGACAAGCGGCGGCGCUCCGGGUCGGCGCCGGAGCGGCGGGUGAGCUGCGUCCUGGUGGGGGACGCCGCGGUGGGGAAGACCAGCCUGGUGCUCAGCUACACCACCAACGGCUUCCCGGCGGACUACGUCCCCACGGCGCUGGACAACUUCACAGUGAUGGUGGCGGUGGACGGGAAGCCGGUGAGGCUGCAGCUCUGCGACACGGCUGGACAGGACGAUCUGGACCGCCUGGGCCCGCUGGUCUACCGGACCGCCGACGUCUUCCUGCUGGUCUACAGCGUGGUGCGGCCCGCCUCGCUCCAGAACCUGGCCCGCCGCUGGGUCCCGGAGAUCCGGCGGCAGCGGCCCGGGGCGCCGCUGGUUCUGGUCGGGACCCAGCUGGACCUGCGGGAGGACGUCCAGGUCCUGAUCCAGCUGGCGCGGCGCGGCGAGCGGCCGCUGGACGCGGAGGACGGCCGGCGCCGGGCCCGGCAGCUCGGCGCCGCCGGCUUCGCCGAGUGCUCCGCCCUGACCCAGCAGAACCUCAAGGACGCCUUCGACGCCGCCAUCCUGGCCGGCGUCCGGCCGCCGGACCGGGACCGGGACCGGGACCGGGACCAGGACCGGGACCAGAGGCUCACCCUGAGGAAGAAGACCCCCGAGAAGAUCCGGAGCCUGUCGGCGGCCUGGUGGACCCGGAUCAGCUGCCUGAACCACCAGAACCACCAGAUCCCCCUGAUCCACCAGAACCACCACAACCACCAGAUCCCCCUGAUCCACCAGAACCACCAGAUCCUCCUGACCCUCCUGACCCACCUGACCCACCAGAACCCCCAGAUCCCCCUGAUCCACCAGAACCCCCAGAACUCUGCUUUUUCCCGGGUUCCUCCCGGUCCCUCCAACAGAGCUGAUCUGAAGCAGAACUCAGACUGA